Torulaspora globosa is the source of this 792-nucleotide messenger RNA. It is a transcript of the gene SEC62, whose product is annotated as Sec63 complex subunit SEC62. The coding region runs from base 1 to 792 and encodes 263 amino acids. The record is from RefSeq and is a predicted model, not a curated record. Gene Ontology annotation, biological process: post-translational protein targeting to membrane, translocation. NCBI's taxonomy places the organism in Eukaryota, Fungi, Ascomycota, Saccharomycetes, Saccharomycetales, Saccharomycetaceae. Gene Ontology annotation, cellular component: endoplasmic reticulum; endoplasmic reticulum membrane. The transcript has a single exon.
AUGGUAGAAGGCGGGAAUGCAGGCGGAGAUAUCUCGGCGAUAGCCAAGCUGCUGCGUCAUCAUCGGGAACUGAAGCAGAGAAAGGGACUGUUCCAGUCGAGACAGGUUGAUUUCUUCCGCUACAAGAGAUUCGUGAGAGCUUUGAAGUCUAGCGAGUACGCAAAGAAGUCGCAGGCACAACCUGAGCUGUAUCCGCCGGUUGGAACCGCUGAAGACGACGAAGCGGGGGCCCGUGACGUGUUCAUCUCUUUGAUCAGAGCUCAGCUGGUGGUCCCUUGCGUUAAAUUGCACAGCGCCGAGUGCAAGGAGCACGGGUUGAAGCCAAGCAAGGACUUUCCUACACUUAUCCUCUCAAACAAGGCAGUUUUGCAGCCAGAUGAGUACUACGUCUGGAACUACAAUCCGAAGACUCUCACAGACUAUCUGAUCGUCGUUGGCGUGAUAGCGGCCAUACUUGCCCUGGUGAGCUAUCCGCUGUGGCCAGCGCUCAUGAGGCGCGCGAGUUAUUAUGUCUCUCUGGGCGCAUUAGGUCUGCUCGGGCUAUUUUUCAUCUUGGCAAUCGUCAGGCUGGUGAUCUACCUAUUCAGUUUGCCCUUCACGAAAAGCAAGGGCGGGUUCUGGAUAUUCCCAAACCUGUUUGAGGACUGUGGUGUCGUGGAGAGCUUCAAGCCCUUGUAUGGCUACGGUGAGAAAGAAUGUUACAGUUAUCUGAAGAAAAUGAAGAGGAACAAGAGAAAACUUGCUAAGAACAAGCAGAUAGACGAAGCAGAGGAUAAAGGAUUGCAGCACUAG